Moneuplotes crassus is the source of this 1044-nucleotide messenger RNA. Lineage: Eukaryota; Ciliophora; Spirotrichea; Euplotida; Euplotidae. The record is from the annotation of a GenBank genome assembly.
UUUUAAGGUAUAAUAAUUACAAAUGGGUGGAGAAGAAUCAGUUCCUACAAAGAAUUCUGGGUCAAAGACUCAUAAAAACUUUAAAGUCCACAAGUACUCAUUCAAGCAAGAUCCAAACUUCAUGAAGGAACAACGCAAGUUAGAAGAAAAGGAAGAAAUAGGUCCAAGGCCAAUUCAAGACUCUCAUACUGACUAUUACAAAAUGGGUGGCUCCAAAAGGACAUCUAUCAAAAGACAAAAUAGCUUGAAAGAGGACUCAGAGCCCGAAACAUGCAAAGAUUUAGAAAAGUACUCAAAACUCCAACUAAUUUCUCAAAUUAAAGAGAUGAAGACCUAAAAUGUACCUGUCUGAAGGCGGGUCUCACUAUGCAGAGUCUAGAGUCAAGAAACGGAAUGAUCCUCACAAAAUGAUCAAGGCUAAUGCUUCAAACUUUUCAUCAGAAAGAAGCAAGAAUAUUUUCAAAAAUUCAAUCAAAAGAGGAACUAAAGGAAGUAUUAAUUCUGAAAAGAGUCAUAAAUCUAUUAAAGCACGGUUUGGUAAGAAAAUGCUAGGCUCUGAUCAGUCCUCUCAGAAGCAGAGUGCGGGUGGCACAAGCAUCAGAAGUGGAAAACUCAACAUUUUUAAAACUCAGAAAAAGACCAAUAUUUUCAACCCUAAUAAAACUAUAUGAGGGUCUCAGCAUUUCAAGAGAGCCAACAGAAUAAUGACUUUAAAUCUCUCAAGAGCUAAAGAAAAGCCAAAAGCAUGACUGCCCAAGUUCAACAAAAGGCCAUCAUACAAAAAUAAAACUAGGAAAAGGGAAAUCUUAGUGAGCAAGAAGCCUUCCCAAAAUUUAGAGGAAAGGAAGGAAUCUGAGCAAGUCCAAGAGUCCAGAAAGAGCCAUGAUUCUCAAACUGGCAGCAGUUUUAGAGGAUCCUCAGCUGUUAACUCCUCAUUCGUCACUUUUGGAAGACCUAGUUUUGUAAGAGAAGAAGCAGGAGAAAUAGAAAGAUGAGGAGCUGAACAAGGAUAAAUACAUUAAACUUUCAAUAUUAGACCACUAA